Rotaria sordida is the source of this 1944-nucleotide messenger RNA. NCBI's taxonomy places the organism in Eukaryota, Metazoa, Rotifera, Eurotatoria, Philodinida, Philodinidae. The record is from the annotation of a GenBank genome assembly.
AUGAAUUCAUUGGAAAUUCAACAACAAUUCAUUGAUCAACGACGUGGUCGUUAUGUACGUGUUAGUGAUACUGACCGACGACAAUUAAUUGAUACAUAUAAAAAAGGCGAAGAUUUUAUUGCACUUGCUAAAAAACUUAAUAUUAAACGAUCAACAGCUCGAAGUAUUCUUCGAACAUAUAUUGACGAAGGACGUGUAUCAGCAAAACAACGUGCUGGUACACGUUUACGUUUUAUAACUGAAAACGAAGCUGAAAUGAUACGAGAAAUGAAACGUCGUCAUCCAUUAAUAACAAUUGGUCAAAUACAAAUGCGUUUACAACGUACAUCAAAUCGUGUUUUAAGUAAAGCAUCUAUAUCACGUAUAUUAACAAAUAGUAUACGUUUGGGUAAACGUGCUAAACGUUCAGGUGAUGAUGAUGAUAUGGAUGAACAAGAUGAAAUGAAUAAUAAUAUUAUAAUGAAUGGAAAUGAUGAAGUUAUGCAAUUAUCAUCAGAUGAAGGUUUAGGUGGUACUGUUUAUAUUGAUGAUGAUGAAGAUGAUGAUGGUGAUGAUGAUGAUGGAAUAACAGAAAAUAAUUCAUCAAUACAAAAUCUUGAUGAUUUUCAACGUUUUAUGUUACGUAAAACAAGUAUUAAUGGAGAUGAAUCAAACGGUAAUGAAGAAUUAUCAUCUCAUACGAAAGAACAAUUGGAUGAAAAUGAAAAUCUUACAUAUUCAAUGUAUCGUAGUGAAGAUGAAGAUGAACUAUCAGAAAUCGAUGACAAUGAAAUAAAAUCUUCAACAGAUCUUCCAUUACAAAUUCCUUCAACACAACCUACAAUUGAUGAAAAUCCUCCACUUUCAAAUGAAAAUGAAAAUUGGACUCCAGUAAAAUCUGAACCUGUUUGUAUAUUUGUAAAUCGAACUUUUGAUUCAUCUGAUAGUGAACAUCAAGCUAUUAUCGAUGAAGAACCGACUAAACCUCAUCUCAAUACUCAAUCAACAGCAAAUCGUCGUAUUAAAAUGUGUCCAAUAUGUGGUGAAAAAAAUUUUUCUCGACUUUCUCAUCAUCUUACUGUUUCACAUAACCUUAAUCGUGAAGAAAGUUUAACAUUACUUGCAUAUACAGAUCGAAAUAUUAAUAAUCAUAAUAAUAAUAAUUCAUCAAUAGCAACUGUUAGUGGUAGUUCACCAAUAAAUUCUUCAACAAAUCAUCUUGAUAAAAGUCCACAACAAACUCCAAUUACUAUUAAUACAAAUAAUCAACAAAUACCAUCAUCUGUUUCAUCACCAGCAUUAAAUGAUUCUGAUAAUAAUAAUAAUAAUAAUAAUAAUAAUUCAAUAAUAACAACAAGUUCGCCACCUAAUGAACAACAAUCAACAAAUUUUACUCAUAUGGAUGAUCAUUUAAUAAAAAAACAUCAUUUAGUAUCAAAACAAGAACGUUUACCAUUUUUACGUUUAGCACGUAAUCGUCAUUCAAUAUCAAAUAUAGAAAAAUCAUCAACAAAUUCAUUUUUCAUUAGUCCUAAUGAUCAACAAACAGUUGCAACUGUUAAUAAAAAAUAUCAAAAUAUAAUAAAAAAAUAUCGUAAAAAACCUUUUAAUUCUAUACCAGUAUCAUCAUCAUCAUCCGCAUCAUCAACAAUAACAACAACAGCAGCAGCAACACUAAUAUCAAAUCAUGAAACAUCAUCAACCAAUUUUAAUCAAAAUUUAUUAACAACAAAUAAUAAUACAUCAAAACAAAUUCUAACAUCAAGAAAUUCACAUACAAAUAAAGAUGUAGCUAUACAUCAAAAAUUUGAACAACGUUUAUCUGUAUUUCGUCAACAAUUUGCUGUUACAGUUGCAAUGCAAAAUUCUUUAAUGCAACAAAUGGAAUUAUUACAAAGAAGUUUUGUUUCAAUUGAAGAUGAAUGGAAUGAUAUGAAAAAAGAAAUUGUUGAAUCUAUUUCAUAA